Messenger RNA from Papaver somniferum (opium poppy), 1811 nucleotides. RefSeq lists its product as uncharacterized. The record is from RefSeq and is a predicted model, not a curated record. The transcript is spliced from 10 exons. The coding region runs from base 980 to 1432 and encodes 150 amino acids. Lineage: Eukaryota; Viridiplantae; Streptophyta; Magnoliopsida; Ranunculales; Papaveraceae.
UCUUUCGCUCUCGGUCCGGCAAAAAUUAUUUCUAGGUUCUGAAUAUCAGAAGAUUAAUGUUGAAUUGCAACAAUUUCAUCAACAAAUCUAACAAAACAGAUAAGUUUCUCAUCUCUAUACUCGAUUCAAUUGAAAUCUCGUCAUGUUUUUAACAAAAAUAAACUUACGAAUGACUGAUUUACGGUUUCAAAACCCUAAUUCAUUUGAUUUCACUUCGAAUUUUUGAUCCGAUUUGGAAUCAUAAUUUAGGUCUAUAAUACUUUUAUCAUUCUCUUCAAUUGGAACUAAGGUUUUGAGAGUUUUUUUUUAUUUUUACGAAAUCUCUUUGUAAGGAUCUGUUGCUGAAAUUUUGAUCUAAUCUUAAAUCUAAUUUGUUCUCUUUGCUAGGGCUUCGAUUUUCUUUCACAGAGAACACAAAUCAAAGUUGGAGCAGUGGAGUUUUACGGAUCGAGAUUUGUUACUUGACAAGCUUUCAACCGAUUAAUUGUUUGUUGGGUUUGAACCAUCUUUUGAUUCUUAAAACUCUGGUUUGUUCGAUUGGAACCAUCUCCUGCUUCAUCGUCUUUUCAUGGUGGUGUUUGUCUUCAAAAUUAUGUUCAUUUUGAUAUAUUUUUGACGUUUAUUAUAUUGUAAUUAUUCAUAAUAGCUUUUACAGAUUUGAUUCUUUUGAUUUCUUAUUUCACUAGUUGGAUUCUCAUUUUAACAAUUGAUUGAGAAAAAUGAUUUAGUAGGAGACGGUUCAAAGAAUUUGAAGUGAGUUAUUUUUAUUGUUUUUUGAGAAAUCAUCUUAAGAGUAAAUGGAUGUGGUCUAAAAGUGGGAUUUUAAAUACUACAAUGGUGUCUUACUGUUUUUUGUUGUGAACAAUUUCUUAGAUGGUUUGAUUUUACAACAUGUGGUUUUGUGGAAUCGUAGAUUGGUGAUGCCAAUACAUUCAUUUAUGAUGGUAAUUAAAUCCAGAAGAGAUGUGAAUUCGUGGGUAUGAGAAAUUUUAGAAAUUUUCUGGUGUGGAGAAAGUUUCUGGUUAAAAUACUUGCAAAGGAUGUGAAUUCGUGCAAAAUGAGGUUUGGGACAAAGCCAAAAGGAUUCUGUUGGAGUGGUGGCUUUACGAUUGGCCCUUGGAGCAGAAAGAGCUCCCAAGUGUCUGUGUUUGAGGCAGCUGUGAAGCAUGGGAACAAGUUCGCUUAUCUUCAGUCUUGUUCUACAAACAAAGUUGUGGUGAUUUUGGUGCUGGAGGUACAAGUUUUGGAGGAUGAGAAGGUAGUGGUGGUGGCCAGCAGCGGUUCAUGUGUGUCUGUUGAAAGUAUUGAGAUUCUUUCCAGUUUAAACAUCCCCUGGGUUAUUCUCAACCUCUUUGAAAGCAGUGCUUUGCUAAAUGAAUCAAAUGAGAGCCAAGAAAGCAUAGGCAGUGAAACUGAUGGUGGUUGCAAUUGAAGUUGCAGAAUGGACUUAGUGGUAAGAUUAGAUGUAUGCUGAGGUCUGUCUCUCUAAAUCUGAGGUCAUUGCACCUUAUUCUGCUUCCAGGUGGCACACAACAGGCAAUAUACAAAAGAGACUCUUAUAAGGAAAAGAGCAUUCUUAUUGUUUUCAGUUCUUCUACCACAAAGUUUACACAAGAUGUGCACAUGAGAUAUGAAGACGUUGAGGUGAAACUUUAUUUCAAGCAGUGAGAGUAUGAGAUGCAAGCAGUGCUGAGCUUCGAUACUCGUGUUGUUGGAAGUAUACUGCGAAGACAUUGAGGCGUUUUUUUGGACAGUUCAUGUGUUGGCUUAUGGAGUAUCUACCUUAAACAGUGCAGUUGCUUGUAAGAAAU